UAUCCGACUGUUAAUCUAUCUUCUACCUCGAUAGGAAGAACAUCCUAUCUGUAUCUCUACUACCGCAGUGUAUUUGUGUUGUCCUAUUUUUCUCUCACGACAAUAUUUUUUAUCGAUUUAGAGAAACGUGUAGUUUCAGACUUUCCAUCAGUUUUCUAUUUUCCCGAGAUUCUUGCGUUUUUGAAAAAUGCGUGUGGCAAUCAUUGGUGGUGGUGCGGCUGGUCUGUCUUCGGCCAAACAUGUUAAAGCAGGAGGCCACGAAUGCGAGCUCUUUGAGAUGGCAGCUCAAGUAGGAGGCACUUGGGUUUACACCGAUGAUGUUGGAAAGGAUAAAUAUGGAUUUCCUGUAUAUUCUGCCAUGUACCAAGGGUUGAGAACCAAUCUACCAAAAGAAGUCAUGGGUUUCCCAGACUUUCCCAUUCCAGAUCAGAACAAAUCGUACCUCACCCAAGCUGAAAUUUUGGAAUUUUUGACUCAGUACGUUGAGCACUUUGAACUUGGACCUAUAAUAAAGACUAAUCACAUGGUGACCGAGAUCAGGCCUCUAGAGAAUGAUAGAUGGCAGAUUACGGCCAUUUACAAGCCAACAAACACGAGGAUCGUGAAAGAAUUCGAUUCCGUCAUAAUUUGCAACGGACAUUACAAUGAGCCGACGAUCCCCAAAUUCGAAGGGCAGGAGAAAUUCAAGGGUCAGAUCUUCCACAGUCACAAAUAUCGCAGCCCCAAACCUUUCGCUGGACUCAGGGUCCUAGUAGUUGGCGCUGGACCAUCUGGGCUAGAUAUGGCCCUCCAUAUAUCCAAAGUUGCCGAGAAGGUUGUACUCAGUCACCAUGUUAAGGAAGCCAAAGGCAUAGACUUCCUUGAGCAAAAACCAGAUAUUCGACGUAUUCUUGACGAAACUAUGGUAGAAUUCGUGGAUGGGACUUCAUGUUGUUUCGACUGUAUACUUCUUUGUACGGGUUUCAAAUACAGUUUUCCAUUCCUUCACGAGACUUGUGGCAUAACGAUCACCGACAAUCACAUACAACCCCUCUACAAGCACAUGAUCCACAUAGAAAAACCUACGAUGUGCUUCAUAGGGAUACCCUUCAACGUAUGCGCAUUCCAAAUGUUUGAUUUACAGGCAAGAUUCUACUGCAAAUAUUUGAAUGGAUCGAUGGCGCUUCCCUCCAAAGAUAGCAUGCAUCUGGACACGAAAGAAGACAUGCAAAUCCGUUGGGAGAAAGGCUACACAAGACGCCAAGCCCACAUGAUGGGGCCUGAUCAGCAAAAAUAUUACGAUGAUCUAGCCCGAAUGGCCGCCACUGAUCCAAUUGCCCCUGUAAUAAUCAAACUCAGAGAUCACAGUGUGAAGAGGCUCUAUGAAGAUCUCAAUAACUUCAGGGAGAAUAGAUAUAAGAUAGUAGAUGAUGAUACUUAUGUGAAAGUGCAAUAGUCCACGAUUCGGAUACUACAUGUCGUAUGGCUGCCUUUGUUGGUAUUUCUUAUUUAUUUUUGUACUCAUUAUGCAUAUUUAUGUAUUUAAUUAAAUUAUUGAUAAUA
Coccinella septempunctata (seven-spotted ladybird) is the source of this 1542-nucleotide messenger RNA. It is a transcript of the gene Fmo-1, whose product is annotated as senecionine N-oxygenase. The record is from RefSeq and is a predicted model, not a curated record. Gene Ontology annotation, molecular function: N,N-dimethylaniline monooxygenase activity; flavin adenine dinucleotide binding; NADP binding. The coding region runs from base 188 to 1435 and encodes 415 amino acids. Lineage: Eukaryota; Metazoa; Arthropoda; Insecta; Coleoptera; Coccinellidae. The transcript is spliced from 5 exons.